Messenger RNA from Pelobates cultripes (western spadefoot toad), 37999 nucleotides. The record is from the annotation of a GenBank genome assembly. NCBI's taxonomy places the organism in Eukaryota, Metazoa, Chordata, Amphibia, Anura, Pelobatidae.
AUGAACAAGCACCGGAAUCACGUGACAGAGAUCAUGGAUCUCACUCUGAAAAUCAUCUACCUGCUGACUGGAGAGGUGAGGGAUUCUGUGUAAUGUCAUUAUGGAGAUCAUCUACCUGCUGACUGGAGAGGUGAGGGAUUCUGGGUAAUGUCAUUAUGGAGAUCAUCUACCUGCUGACUGGAGAGGUGAGGGAUCUACCGUCAGUAUGAGAUCAUCUACCUGCUGGACCGCAGAGGUGCUGGAUCCUGGGUAAAUGGGCCAUUAUGGUGACCAGACCCACCCGGGCUGACUGGAGAGGUGAGGGAUUCUGGGUAAUGUCAGUUUGGAGAUCAUCUACCUGCUGACCGGAGAGGUGAGGGAUUCUGGGUAAUGUCAUUAUGGAGAUCAUCUACCUGCUGACUGGAGAGGUGAGGGAUUCUGGGUAAUGUCAUUAUGGAGAUCAUCCACCUGCUGACUGGAGAGGUGAGGGAUUCUGGGUAAUGUCACCAUGGAGAUCAUCCACCUGCUGACUGGAGAGGUGAGGGAUUCUGGGUAAUGUCACCAUGGAGAUCAUCUACCUGCUGACUGGAGAGGUGAGGGAUUCUGGGUAAUGUCAUUAUGGAGACCAUCUACCUGCUGACUGGAGAGGUGAGGGAUUCUGGGUAAUGUCAUUAUGGAGAUCAUCUACCUGCUGACUGGAGAGGUGAGGGAUUCUGGGUAAUGUCAUUAUGGAGAUCAUCUACCCGCUGGCUGGAGAGGUGAGGGAUUCUGGGUAAUGUCAUUAUGGAGAUCAUCUACCUGCUGACUGGAGAGGUGAGGGAUUCUGGGUAAUGUCAUUAUGGAGAUCAUCUACCUGCUGCCUGGAGAGGUGAGGGAUUCUGGGUAAUGUCAGUAUGGAGAUCAUCUACCUGCUGGCUGGAGAGGUGAGGGAUUCUGGGUAAUGUCAGUAUGGAGAUCAUCUACCCGCUGACUGGAGAGGUGAGGGAUUCUGGGUAAUGUCAUUAUGGAGAUCAUCUACCCGCUGACUGGAGAGGUGAGGGAUUCUGGGUAAUGUCAUUAUGGAGAUCAUCUACCCGCUGACUGGAGAGGUGAGGGAUUCUGGGUAAUGUCAGUAUGGAGAUCAUCUACCUGCUGACUGGAGAGGUGAGGGAUUCUGGGUAAUGCCCACCGCGAGAUCAUCCACCCAUUGACCAAGAGGAGGGAUCCUGGGUAAUGGCCACAAGGGAGAUCAAUCCACCAAGCUGACUGGAGAGGUGAGGGAUUCUGGGUAACGUCAGUAUGGAGAUCAUCUACCUGCUGACUGGAGAGGUGAGGGAUUCUGGGUAACGUCAGUAUGGAGAUCAUCUACCUGCUGACUGGAGAGGUGAGGGAUUCUGGGUAAUGUCACCUUGGAGAUCACCUACCUGCUGACUGGAGAGGUGAGGGAUUCUGGGUAACGUCAGUAUGGAGAUCAUCUACCUGACUGGAGAGGUGAGGGAUCCUGGGUAAUGUCAUUAUGGAGAUCAUCUACCUGCUGACUGGAGAGGUGAGGGAUUCUGGGUAAUGUCAUUAUGGAGAUCAUCUACCUGCUGGCUGGAGAGGUGAGGGAUUCUGGGUAACGUCAGUAUGGAGAUCAUCUACCUGCUGGCUGGAGAGGUGAGGGAUUCUGGGUAAUGUCAUUAUGGAGAUCAUCUACCUGCUGGCUGGAGAGGGAGGGAUUCCUGGGUACCGUCACUAUGGAGAUCAUCUACCUGCUGGCUGGAGAGGUGAGGGAUUCUGGGUAAUGUCAGUAUGGAGAUCAUCUACCUGCUGACUGGAGAGGUGAGGGAUCCUGGGUAAUGUCAUUAUGGAGAUCAUCUACCUGCUGACUGGAGAGGUGAGGGAUUCUGGGUAAUGUCAGUAUGGAGAUCAUCUACCUGCUGACUGGAGAGGUGAGGGAUUCUGGGUAAUGUCACCAUGGAGAUCAUCUACCUGCUGACUGGAGAGGUGAGGGAUUCUGGGUAAUGUCAUUAGGGAGAUCAUCUACCUGCUGACCGGAGAGGUGAGGGAUUCUGGGUAAUGUCAGUAUGGAGAUCAUCUACCUGCUGACUGGAGAGGUGAGGGAUUCUGGGUAAUGUCAGUAUGGAGAUCAUCUACCUGCUGACUGGAGAGGUGAGGGAUUCUGGGUAAUGUCAUUAUGGAGAUCAUCUACCUGCUGACUGGAGAGGUGAGGGAUUCUGGGUAAUGUCAUUAUGGAGAUCAUCUACCCGCUGACUGGAGAGGUGAGGGAUUCUGGGUAAUGUCAUUAUGGAGAUCGUCUACCUGCUGACUGGAGAGGUGAGGGAUUCUGGGUAAUGUCAUUAUGGAGAUCAUCUACCUGCUGACUGGAGAGGUGAGGGAUUCUGGGUAAUGUCAGUAUGGAGAUCAUCUACCUGCUGGCUGGAGAGGUGAGGGAUUCUGGGUAAUGUCAUUAUGGAGAUCAUCUACCUGCUGACUGGAGAGGUGAGGGAUUCUGGGUAAUGUCAUUAUGGAGAUCAUCUACCUGCUGACUGGAGAGGUGAGGGAUUCUGGGUAAUGUCAUUAUGGAGAUCAUCUACCUGCUGACUGGAGAGGUGAGGGAUUCUGGGUAAUGUCAGUAUGGAGAUCAUCUACCUGCUGACUGGAGAGGUGAGGGAUUCUGGGUAAUGUCAGUAUGGAGAUCAUCUACCUGCUGACUGGAGAGGUGAGGGAUUCUGGGUAAUGUCAGUAUGGAGAUCAUCUACCUGAAACGCUGCAGAUGUGGAGUUUAACCCCUCUGCUGUUGGAGGUGUAACUCCACCUCUGGUAGCAUCACUGGGGUGUCAUCAGCCAGCCAGGAACUAGAGAUAUGGCCUGGCUGGUAUCAAUGACUGACACUCUCAGACAAUUACUGCAGCUUUGUAGAAGCUGUACAUGUGUCACUGGGUCGCCAGGGCGCAUCAGAGCCUGGCAGGGACCCAGGUAAGGGAGCAAACUGUUUCUAAAUGGUUUGCCCCAUUACCAGAGAACCAGAGCAUUCUUCUGGCACCAUAAGCACUACAGUAGGAAGCUCUUAUUAUUUUUAUUGUUUGAUUGUUUACACCUGAUGGAGAGUAAUAAUUGGAUGUUAAUAGUUUCCUAGCCAUCUACAUGCUAUGCAGACUUGGCAUUGUCAGUAUACUGGCAGACAUUUUGUGUUAAGAUAGAAAUUAAAAGAGCAUGCUGUAAGUCACCAUCAGAACAGAGGUGACUCCAUUUUGUAACAGAAUGUUAAGACAGACACAACAUUUUUCUCUAUAACUCUAUUCAUUUUAAGCCUGAGGCUGAGGUAUGCGACUUAUGUAAACAUUAGAGAUAACACCUGAGAUAAGACAUGAUGUCUACAGCAGGGGGGCUUGAAUGUAAGAACCCAGAAAUAUGUGUGUGUGUAUGUAUAUAUAUAUAUAUAGUGGAAAAUUUAUUCAUACUUACCGUAAUUUUCUUUUCCUGGCUAUUAUUCAUGGCAGCAUAUACACAUGGGUUAGCUCCUCCCCUACAGCCGAUAGGACAGGAAAACCACCAAGGUUUUAAAAGGAGGCUCCAUCCCUAAGGUCCUCAGUCAGUUUACAAGCUCUACAGUACAUAAAUAGAGACAUUAAUGGGUGGGAAGUAUAUGCUGCCAUGAAUAAUAGCCAGGAAAAGAAAAUUACGGUAAGUAUGAAUAAAUUUUCCACUUUCCUGGCUAAUCAUGGCAGCAUAUACACAUGGGGAAUACCCAAGCUUACAGAGGGAGGGACAGAAUAGCCAAUCAAAUUAUCAGAAUAAUUCAACAUAGAUAGAAGAAUGAACUGAGUUAAGUACUUGAGUACCAAAUUGUGCAUCAUAGACUGUUUUAACAAACAGUAUGAAAUGCCAGACAAACGUGUCUAAAGAGUUUCAAAUGCUAGUUUACAAAAAGUGUCAGCAGAAACCAUUGCCAUGGCAACCCAUGAUGCUGCAACAGCAUGAGAGGAGAGUGCCCUGAUACCCUCCAGCACAGGUAGAGAACGGACGUGACGUCCAAAUUGUGCCUCAUUAAUUGCUUCAAUGUCCAAUAUGUAAUGCAGGACAAACUAGUUCAAAGAGGUCCAAAUGCCAACUUUACAAAGCUUCAGCAGAGACCAUUGCCAUGGAAGCCCACGAGAUGCUGUAACAGCACUAGUGGAGAAUGCCCCAAAUCCUUUGCUACAGGUAGAGAACGGCAUUGAAAGGCUCUCACUUUAGGCACGAUCACUGGUGCUACAUGCAAGACAACCAUAUCCUGUUGAAAUUCAGUGAAUGGGGGUACACAGGAUCAAGCCUGGAGUUCACCCAUUCCCCUUCCUGGGGUACCAGCCACCAGCACUUUCUGUGCUACCACCAUGGAAGCUCCUUCUAGAGGUUUGAAUAAUGGUUCAGUCAGGGCCCGUGAGACCAGUGGUACGUCACAUAUUGGCUUCACCACACUCAGUGGAGGCAUGAUUUCAAUCAAUGCCUAUAUGAAGCAAAGUGCAGCUAAGUGCACACAUUCACCCUGCUGAGGUACCAGUCACCAGCAACAGCAACGUCUGGGCUAACAUCAUGGAAGCUCCUGCUAGAAGUUCAGUCAGAGUCUGUGAGACCAGUGGUACGUCACAUAUUGGUUUCAACACCCUCAGCGGAGGCUUGAGUUCAAUUGUUGCUUACAUGAAGCAAAGCACCAGGGGCAUCAAUGCUCAAUCGGUACCCUUCAGUACAGGUAGAGAAUGACAUAGAUAAGCAUUCACCAUAGGCAGGAUCUUCAGGUGCCAAAUGCAAGACGACCAUACCUGUUGAAAAGUAGUGAAAGGGGGUUCACAGGAUCAAGCCUGGAGUUCACCCAUUUUCCUUGCUGGGGUACCAGCCACCAGCACUUUCUGUGCUAACACCAUGGAAGCUCCUUCUAGAGGUUCGAAUAAUAGUUCAGUCAGGGCCUGUGUGACCACUGGUACGUCACAUAUUGGCUUCACCACACUUAGUGGAGGCAUGAUUUCAAUCAAUGCCUAUAUGAAGCAAAGUGCAGCUAAGUGUUCCUCUAGAGUGUUAUAACACAGACCCUUUCAAGGCCUGAACGAGUAGUAAUUCCAACAGACAAAAGCAUGUCAAGCUUAGUAAAGCCUGUAUAGGAUUGUAAGAGGAUUUCAAUGAACGUCUCAGGGAUGCCUAUACUAAUAUGGCCUCCCGCAUCAACACCAGAACUUGAGGAUCCUGGUGUGUCAUGGGGCCUUGUAAUAGGUCUGGACGUACAGGAAUUUCCCUUGGAGUUUCCAGAAUCAUCUUAUUCGUCAUAGGAAUUAGAGUCGACACCCUCCACAUGGUAAAGCCUGGCCUCUUUUCUUACCCCUGAGGCCUCUGGAACUUACUUUGUAAGCCCUGCCUGCAUGUCAUGUGGCUGCACAGUGAUAGGUCAUGCUGAAGCGACAACCUUCUGGAGGAAGUCAGUGCAUAACCGAUUCCAUCCACUGUUUUCUCCUCAUAACCAGAUCCUGGUGAAAAAUCAGACACCUGACAAAUAACUAAAUAUUACCUGUGGUAAAGUAUUAAGAAAAAAUGUGCACUGUUAAAUUAUAUAAGAAACCAGCGAAACAGCUUUAAAACAGGCUGAAGACAGCACUUAUCCAUGUCUGGAGACCCUGCAAAUACUUACCCCAAUAAGUGUAUGUUUACUGUAAGUUUCCCUUUAUUUUAGGCACUUUCUGGCAAUUGCCCUUAUCCAAGAUGGCUGCCACAACUUGUAUUCCCACAAGUCAUCUGUAUUAGGCCCAAUAAGGCACAAACUGCACACAUGUGGGCCUAUUCCGAGUGUGUUUGCUGUUUAGAGACCAGGAAGAGGACUCUGUCUGAAGCCUACAUGGCCCCUAAACACCCAGGAAACCAGGAAUAAAUCACUGGGACCGAGGGGGAAGCAAAAUCGAUAAAAAAAGUGCCUGCAAGGAAGUUUAAAAGGCAACCACGUGCAAAAAGGUCAAAGUUUAAAGGCACCACAGUCUAAAGGCCUCAAGGUAUAAAAGGUAAAACAGUUUUCAAAUCUAACAGUUUCCAAAAUGUAACAGUUUUUAAAAUAUAUCAGUCUUCAAAUGCACUGCAGUUUUCCAAUGCACUGCGGUUUCCAAUGACUUGCGGUAUUACAUGCAACAGAAUUAAAUGCCAAUUUAAAUGAAACAGUUUUAAAUGCCACACAGCUUAAAUGCCACACAGCUUAAAUGCUUCCUAGCAAAAGCACAACCGCAUAAUGUACCACAAUCUUAAAAAUAAGGUACAGCUGUAUAAUGCACUAGUUUAACCCCUUAAGGACACAUGACAUGUGUAACAUGUCAUGAUUCCCUUUUAUUCCAGAAGUUUGGUCCUUAAGGGGUUAAAGAUAUCAAAGCUUAAAUGCAUCACAGCAUAAAAGCACAACUGCAUAACGUACUACAGUAAAACAGCAAAUAAAGUAAUGAAGAUAAAACAACAUACAUGUCCGAAGUAAAGGGAGCAGAUUGCUCACGUCCUAAGGGCUGUAGGACAGGAAAAAGACUGAGGACCUUAGGGAUGGAGCCUCCUUUUAAAACCUUGGUGGUUUUCCUGUCCUAUCGGCUGUAGGGGAGGAGCUAACCCAUGUGUAUAUGCUGCCAUGAUUAGCCAGGAAAUAUAUAUAUAUAUAUAUAUAUAUAUAUAUAUAUAUAUAUAUAUAUACAUACACACACACACACACACACACACACACACCGCUCAAAAAAAUUAAGGGAACACAAAUGUGCAUGUGUCUGCUCAGAAACAGACUCCAUGAGGGUGGUAUGAGGGCCCGACGUCCACAGGUGGGGGUUGUGCUUAUAGCCCAACAACGUGCAGGACGUUUGGCAUUUGCUAGAGAACACCAAGAUUGCCAAAUUCGCCACUGGCGCCCUGUGCUCUUCAAAGAUGAAAGCAGGUUCACACUGAGCGCAUGUGACAGUCUGGAGACGUUGUGGAGAACGUUCUGCUGCCUGCAACAUCCUCCAGCAUGACCGGUUUGGCAGUAGGUCAGUAAUGGUGUGGGGUGGCAUUUCUUUGGGUGGCCGCACAGCCCUCCACGUGUUCGCCAGAGGUAGCCUGACUGCCAUUAGGUACCGAGAUGAGAUCCUCAGACCCCUUGUGAGACCAUAUGCUGGUGCGGUUGGCCCUGGGUUCCUCCUAAUGCAAGACAAUGCUCGACCUCAUGUGGCUGGAGUGUGUCAGAUGUUCCUGCAAGACGAAGGCAUUGAUGCUAUGGAAUGGCCCGCCCGUUCCCUAGAUGUGAAUCCAAUUGAGCACACAGGGCCAGUGCAAGGAUUUUUGCCGCCCUAGGCAAAAGAAAGAUUUGCCGCCCCCCCCUUAUCCCCCUCCCAAUGACAUCACAAUGCCCCACCCAUAUGAUCUUCCAUAUGAACUAACGCCAGUGCUGCACACAGUGUGUGUUUACAUUAAAAGGCAUGCAGGGACAUAUUAUAGACACCAGAACCACUUCAUUAAGCUGUAGUGGUUCUGGGGACUAUAGUGUCCCUUUAUUGUGAGGUAAAUUAGAGAUUAGUGUCACUAAUAAUAUACUAGAUUGCCUCCUUACAACUAGAUGAGGAUGGUGAUGGGCUCUGGCUGCAGUCUGGCUCCACUGGUCUGGUGUAGAACAGGAUAUCUGCAGGCUGUUUGUAACUGUGGUCACAAAAUUCAAUGUUCUGGGAGAACGGGAAGCUGCUCCAUUUUUUGGGGCCCCUUACACAGCUCAAGGUCUGGGCCCCAUGGCCUGACUGUGAGUAUGCCCAUAAGGUCCACCUAUAUGUUCGUUCACAGGAAGUGGAUUGUGUAGGGGAUGUGUUAUGGUAGAGGAUCUAAUGUGUGUGCCUAUGGAAUGUAGUGUAUAGGGAUACCAGUUUGUGUAGGUGAUGCAGUGUGUUUGUGUGUAGUGGAAGCAGUAUGUUUUUGUGUAAGGGAUAGAAAGCAGUGUAUGUUUGUGUAUAAGGGAUGUAUUGUGUGUUUCUCGUUGUGUGUAAGGGAUGCAUUGUGUGAAUCUGUUUGUAUGCAAAAGGGAUUCAAAGUGUGUUUCUGUGUAUGUAAGGGAUGCAGUGUGUGUGUGUCUGUAAGGGGUGCGUUGAAUGUGUGUAAGAGAUGCAUUGUGUUUCUGUGUGUGUGCGCAAAGGAUGCAUUGUCUUAAAGUGUAAGGGUUGCAUUGUGUGUGUGUGUUUCUCUGUGUAAGGGAAACAUGUUGUGUGUGUAGGGAUGCAUUGUGUGUUUCUGAGUAUGUAUAGGGAUGCAUUGUGCGUAGUGUGAAAGAACUCCCUGUCCUGCCCCCUGUCCUAUAGAGCUCUCCCUUCCGUCCCUUAGAGAUCUCCCCUGCCCCUUAGUGGUAUCUACUCUCCUCCCCCACCUCACUUAGUGGUCUCCUUUUCUCCCCGACUUUCCAUUAGUGGUUCCUCGUCUCCCCCUUAGUGGUCUCUGCUCUCCUCUGCCCCCCCCUUUCCAUCAGUUGUCUCUCUUCUCCCCCCCCUUUCCAUUAGUGGUCUCCCCCCACCCUUCGUGGUCUCUUCUAACCCCCGCUUUUCAUUAGUGGUCUCUCCUCUCCCCCCACCCUCCCCUAGUGGUCUAUCCUCCACCCCCCUCCUCCUUUAGUGGUCUCUGCCCUCCCCUCACCCUCCCUUAGCGGUCUCUCCUCACCCCCCUCCCCUAGUGUUCUCUCCACCAACCCCUCCUCCUUAGUGGUCUCUCCCUCCCCCACGUUCUCUUCACCCCCCCCCUGUUCUCUUUCCCUCUGUGUUCUCCUCUUCUUCUCCCCUGUUUCUCCUCCCCUUCUCCUCUUGUUCUCCUCUUCCCCCCUGUAAUCUUCUCUUCUUCUUCUGUCUUCUCUUCUUCUUCCCCUGUAAUCUUCUCUUCUUCUCCCCUCCCUCCCUGUAAUCUUCUCUUCUUCUCUCCCCCCUCCCCCCUCCAGUGGUCCCGGCCUCAGUGUGCACUUCCUAUCAGUCCGGCCAGGUACAGGAAACAGAAGCUACUGUACCGCGGACCGGAGAGGAGCUCGGCCACGCUACAGGGAAGGUGAGGCAGUGCGGCAGACACCUGAGCGCUCUCUAUAGAGCACUCAGGCGGCUGCAGUAUUUAAAGGGCCGGUGAUGGGGGCACAGGGCGUACCCCUGCCUAGUUCGCCUUAUAGGAAGCACCGGCUCUGUGAGCACCUCUGGGACAUCAUGUCUCGCUCCAUCCACCAACGUCCCGUUGCACCACAGACUGUCCAGGAGUUGGCAGAUGCUUUAGUCCAGGUCUGGGAGGAGAUCCCUCAGGAGACCAUCCGCCACCUCAUCAGGAGCAUGCACAGGCAUUGUAGGGAGGCCAUUGGAGGACAUUACAUCAAAGUUGGAUCAACCUGUAGUGUGUUUUUCCACUUUAAUUUUGAGUGUGACUCCAAAUCCAGACCUCCAUGGGUUGAAAAAUUUGAUAUCCAUUUUUUUAAUUUUUGUGUGAUUUUGUUGUCAGCACAUUCAACUAUGUAAAGAACAAAGUAUUUCAGAAGAAUAUAUAAUUCAUUCAGAUCUAGGAUGUGUUAUUUUUGUGUUCCCUUUUUAUUUUGAGCAGUGUGUGUGUGUGUGUAUAUAUAUAUAUAUUUGUGUUAAGGGCUCAUGAUAGUACAGAAGAUACAAACAUUGAUAAGUAUGGGAUAGUGUGAAAGAGCAAGUCGGUUGUGGUGUGCCGGAACCGACGAUGAGGUAGGCCUGUAAAUAAAGAGGGCCCACCAAUAAGAAAUGUAUGAGAAAAGGAGUUAAUAAAAGAGGAGUGGGUGGGAGGGUGAUGCAGCGCUGACCUCGAACGGUAUGGAGCCAGGUAAGGGGUGUCCCUUAAGUAGGGAGAAGGUGAGUCAUACGCCCCUCCCACAAUUACAGGCCAAAAGGCCUUAAUACUUGUGUUAAGGGCUCAUGAUAGUACAGAAGAUACAAACAUUGAUAAGUAUGGGAUAGUGUGAAAGAGCAAGUCGGUUGUGGUGUGCCGGAACCGACGAUGAGGUAGGCCUGUAAAUAAAGAGGGCAAAAAGUAGAAAAUAUACUUUAUUACGAAACGAGCAGUAUACAUACUUCAACCAGACAUAUCUUGAAAGGCAUUUCUGACUUCUUGUACUGGGUUAGGUAUGUAUCUAGAGUAUGCAGAAGACUUCCAGCGCCCUAGUGACUUGAUAACAUGUACUGGAAUGUUUGCACUGGACGCUGUGGAGGCCGCCCCUAUGCGGAAGGAGUGGCCCGAAUAGUUAGCUGAUUUUAGGCCUAGUUGUGUAAGUAGGGACCUGACGUGGGUCAUGAAGGUGGUGGUAGUGAGUACCGAACCUUGUAGACAGAAAAGUGGUUGAGAUGGUGAUGCUUUGAAAUGCUGGUAUAGGUGUCCAGUAAUGUGACGGGGCACCACACGUUGUGGGUAGGAUAGUAUCUAACCUCUACCGGGGGUGCGUGUUGAUUGGUUUUGGAGUGAUGCAGAGCUAAAAUAUAGUAAUCCAUGUGUUUCGUUAAGUGUGAAUGAAGCAGAAUGUGAGUGGACUGGGAUGUGUUGAUGGCGGUAAAUUCUCUUGGUCUCAAGAAACCAUAAAAAGCUACGUAUAUGGCGGUUUUUAUAACAAGGUUUGUGUUGUUCGCAAAGGGUUUUGAAUCUAGUAGGCUGGAUAAAUCCUUGAAGAUAUUGAAGUCUAUAGGUAGCCUUUGCGCGGUACGUGGGGGUUCGGAUCUCUGGAUACCUCUAAGGAUGUUUUUGAUCUGGUAGGAGGACAUAAAACUUGUGUUGUUUGGUUGUAAUGUUAGCAUGUGAUGUUGUAUGCCUGUCAGAUAUAGCUUGAUUGUGUUGUGAGAUAAUUUAAGUUUGAGGUGGCAAAAAGAAGCAAAACCUAACAAAGAUGUCAUGAUGAAAGGUUGUGUGACGUUGUGCAGUGACAGGAAUCUUUUAAAUAGAAGGAAAGCCCUGUCAUAUGUUCUCCGGGUAUUGGUGGACAGUGCUAAUUGUGCCAAUGUCCUGCUAUGUUGCAUAAUAGCUUCUAGUCCAUGACUAGCUGGUGGAAAGGUGGAGUGGUCGUGGCUGUACGUGCGGCUGACGGAAGUAUUUGCCGAAAAGCCUGAAAAUUGAAACGAGACAAAUUGUCAGCAGCCGUGUUACAAACACCUGGGACAUGGACACAUAACAAGAAGAAAUUGUGGCAUGCAGCUAGCCAGGUGAGUUUCCUCAAGAACCUCAUAAUGAUCAGUGACUUGGAUCGGCCUUUGUUUAUGAUGUGGCAGGUAGCUUGGUUGUCUGAGUGGCAACGUACUGACGAACCUGCCCAUAGAUGCCCCCAUGUAACGGCAGCUGCUACUAUGGGAUACAUCUCAAAUAGAGCUGAGGUAGUGGAAAACCCUUCCAGGUCCUGUACCUCUGGAGGCCAGCUACCCCAAAGCCAUUCAUUCCCGUAAAUUGCUGCAAAACCUGUGGUAGACGCCGCGUCUGACCAGAUGGUAGGUGAGGAGUCAAGACAAUUCAGGGAGAAACAUGCUUUUCCCAUUCCAGGUGGUCAGAAAGUUUCUCCACAUAAGUAGGUCUGCCGUGGCUUGGUUAUCCAGUGGUAACCUGUGUGCAUCAUGUCUAAACAGUGGGAACAUGGUUAGGAGCCGUGAGAUGAAAGCCCGGCCUUGAGGUAUUAUGCGCAUGGCAAAGUUCAGUGACCCAAGUAGAGACUGUAAUUCUUUGCGAUUGCAAGUACCGAGGUGUAUGUAGAGGUUAAUGUUGGUGAGAAUGUUCUCUAUCUUGGUGCGUGGCAGGCUGGCUUGCAUGGUGGCUGAGUUUAGCAUGAUUCCCAGAAAGGUGAUGACUGUAUCUGGUCCUUCAGUUUUGGUGGGGGAGACUGGAACACCCACCUGUUUAAAAAGACUGAUGGUUGCUAUGAGGCUACUGGGAGGGGAAGUGUUCUCUUCGAUCAGUAAGAAAUCAUCCAGGUAGUGUAUAACUGUAGGGCAUCUGGCUACAUUUAAUAAUAACCAGCAUAAUGUUUCGGCGAAUACGUCGAAAAUGGCCGGACUACUUUUUGAACCAAACGUUAGGCGUGAGAAAAAGUAGUAGUGCCCGGCCCACUUAAUGCCAUGCAGGUGCCAUAGUGUAGGGUGGAUAGGCAAUAAUUUGAAGGCAUUUGUAAUGUCAGUCUUGCUGAGCCAUGCUCCGACCCCUGCCUGCAUGAUAGCUGUAAUGGCGUGAUCUAUGGUGGAGUAUUGAAGUGAAAAUUCCUCAGAGGGGAUAAGGGAGUUCAGACUAGGUGAGGCAGAGGUGUGAGGUGCAGACAGAUCGAUGAUAAGUCUUUGUUUGUGGGAAGAUUUCCCUGUGACAAUACCGAUGGGGUUUGUCCGCCAUGUGGAAAAAGGAGGGGACUGAAAGGGUCCCAAUAGGAAGCCCUCUGCCACUUCUUUGGCUAUGAGUGUGCUAACCGCUGUAGGGUUUUGUUGUGCAGAUUGUAAAUUAGGACAUUCAAGGAUUCCUGAAGGCAUGUGUAUGAGACCAGUAUGGAAUCCUUGUGAUAGACCAGUGAUGAUGAAGUCUACCAAAUGUCUGGAUGGAUGUCGUGACAGUAAUGCCGUGAGUACAGAAAUAUUUAUCUCGGUUAAGUAUUGCUUAGGGUACAUUUUAUUUGGACACAUGGUUUUCGCAUGUGCCCUAAAACAUUUUGAACAUAUAUGCAAUAACCGACAACCGCUGUAAUUACAUGCACCGACAUUGAAAUUAUUACAUAUUUGGGACUUCCCCAAAAACUUGAUAGGUCGACCCAGUUUGUCUUUGGGUGUUCUCUCUGCUGACACAGCGGAGCUAGUGCCCUGCGAGGUGGUAGGUUCGUUCGCAGUGGUCGGACAAAAAUUGGCAGUAUGAGCCAUGGAGGAGCAGUGUGCACAGGCCGGUGCUCUUAGACCUGCAAAGUGCCUGCAAAAAAUGAUCGUAUCAAUCUUACUCCAGUUGGACCUUGUCCCGUACUGUGAGAAGGCGCCAGACACUUUGGCAGAAAAGGAUCUAUGGUAGUCAUAGAAAGCUGACCCACCAUAUUUGUUGCCCAGAUCAACCAGCCUGUGCAUAUAUAAGUCAAACUCCUCACGUCUGUGGGGAUAUACCGUACAGACCACAUCCCGAUAAAUGCCAAAAGCUAAUACAAAUUCUGGAAUGGUUAGCUUCCUAUUUAAUCGUGCAUCCCUGGAUUUGACCACCACAGAAAUAUCGUCAUAAGCGUAGGUCUUAUGUUCCACUAUAUCCUGGGAGGCAAUUAGUAGUGAGGCCAGAUUGACAUCUUUACCUUCCAGGAUAUCUCUCCUGAGGUGCUCAGGAAUCAUGUGGGCAGGGUAAACUUCUUGGUCAUCCGAGGUGAUAGCUGGAGAAACUGAUUGCAACUCCACCACUGAUGGGGGAAUUGCCGUGGCCGGUCCAGCCAUAGUGAGGGCUGUAGUGACCGAUUCAAGUUUCUCCAGCCUAGAAUUGACCUUGCUCAUGGAUGUCAUGAGGGACGUGAGCAUGUCAUGUAUGUUCCCUGGGUGGGACUGGCUCGACCCUUCCCCAGCGUCCGUGUUAUCGGUUGAGGUGUGUAAUAAUCUGUAAAGUUCCGCUUUCCUUGCUGUUGCUGGAAAAGGGAUUUGUCGUCUCCUGAGUUCGCUAGUGAUACGAGGGAUAGUCCAUGAUCUGAAAGAUGCUGGACUAGCCGUAUCUUCCUCCUGUGAUGGGGUGUUGGUUCUAGCCGGAGUCCUUGGGAUGGAGAAAUCCUCUACCCCUUCUUGCGACAUACUAGAUUACAAAGUAUAUGGUUAGCAUAAAAACCCCCGAGGGGAUGUACUGGCAGGCUAAUUAUGCCGGAUGAGGCGAAAAAUUAAAACUUGUUCUUUGGUGACAGGUGACAAGUGGCUAUGAGAGGCUCUAUCUAUGCGUUGGCGCGAGGGGUUAUUGAGGCCACCCGACGUAGUGGCAGGAAUUCGUAGGCCUCUCGGUGACAAUACAAGAAAACAGGGGAAGGGAGUGACAGGUGGCACCCUCUCUAUAAUGCGAGGCGGCUAACUCACGUGUGGCCCGGGGGGCAUUACCUCCGAAACGUUGAGGCGGGGUGUUGGCCUCGCGGACCACUAAACGAUAGGCAGAAUGCCUGGAGGGGGGAUACCUAUUUGGGCCUAUAACCCCUAAAAUUGCCAGUACUCUAUGUCCUAAGUAGAGGAGGAACCAUAUGUGAUGUAUGGCGUGAGCAGGCUUAACGUACCUGGUAGUAUGUAUGCGUUAGAUAAGCGAUAGGUAGAGAAAACUGGAAAAACCUAAAGGGAUAGAAAAACCAAAUAUGAUAGUGUGAGAAUUGGAUCCUAUGAUACCAAUUUAGACUAGUUAGUUGUGGUGAGUUCUAGUAGUACAUAUGGAAGGGAAUAUAUGAAUGAUAAUGGCCCGACUGGCCCUGUCUGUGGUAUGGUAAUCAUGCUUGGGGGUGUGUAUGAUAUGUCUCUAUGGAGACCAGAUUUAAUAGUAAUGCUAGUGUUUGUAGUAUAAUAAAGUGCAGGAUUUAAAAUAAUACCGUAUAUGUUAGGCCGUAAACGUAAGCCAUGAAAAGAGGUAAGUACGAGGUACAGAAAUAUUUGAGAAGUUAUCCCAAUUAGGAAACAACGUGACGUAUGAGUGGUUGAAUCAAGACGUGUGAUUCAACCCGAAAGUUUGUGAGAUUUAUGAGACCGUGUUCUUGUGUACUUGGUAUGACGUUUGAGUACACAAAGAAAAAGUCAGAAUAUAUAAGUGCCAUGUAAGAAACGUGAGUACAUGGUAUGAUAGAAACGUAAUUUCUAAACAUAAUUUAUAACGUAAAUCCUACAAAAGAUAUCUGUAAAAUGUAAAAGCUUGUCUAAGCUUAACUCCAUAAAUAAAUGUAUAUAACAUGAAGAAUUUCAAUAAAACUUUAAUGAUACCAUAUCUGCUAAAAGAUUAAACCAUAACCUAAAUAAACACUUAUUCAUAAGUAGUUAACAGGGGUAUUGCCCCAGUCAUGCAAGGAUUUUGUAAUUUUGCAUAAAAUAAUUAACAGUAAUAACAUGAAACCAAUUAUAGCUGAUGAUAUGCAUAACAAGUUUGCUUAAUGCAAGAAAAAACCGAACCGAUAUGCCUGCCGGCAGCAAAGGGGUUAAUAUGCCUGUGACUUGGCCGUAAAGCGUGUGGCCGUAAAGUAAGGCCGUUUAAAAUCGCGACGCCGUGGGAAAUGAUCCGGGCGACGGACUUACGAUUUUGAAGUCCUGUGGACUUAAUCUGCGACGAAAACACCGGGUAUGUGCGUGGCUGAACGGGCGGAAAACCUGUAAGGAUUCCUGGACACAGCUACACCAAACGAAAACCGCGGGUUUUGAAAAGCAAGAUGGCGCCGUACGUGAACCGGAAGUGGAUUCUCGAUGCAGCGCUGACCUCGAACGGUAUGGAGCCAGGUAAGGGGUGUCCCUUAAGUAGGGAGAAGGUGAGUCAUACGCCCCUCCCACAAUUACAGGCCAAAAGGCCUUAAUACAUAUAUGUGUUGGAAGGCCAAUUGGCCUGAAUUUGUGGGAGGAGUUAUGACCCUAUAUAAACCCUACUUACCUUUGCCGUUCAAGCUGUUUUGACUGUCACCGUAGUUACGCUAUAAAAAUUCUACCGAACGCUUAUACUCACUUUACGUUCACCUGUUUCUCACUUUCGUUAGACGAAUCACAUACGAACGGCUGGGUCACUAGCAUUUCAUUUUCAUUAAUCUAAACUCACGCGGUCAUAUUAUAUUUCUCUCGCAUGUUCAGUAGCCGAAUGCAUAAGGUCUAUGCACUUUAAAAUUUUUAUAUUUAAGUAUGUUCCUCUAUAUAUGAUUUUAUAUAUGUUCACAGCAGUACCUACAUUUUCCCUUAUUCUAAAUGGCAUUUUUCACCAGACUUUGUCACAUUUAAUUAUGUAUACAUCCCAGGCGUAUUCUCUUAAAGUAACAGUCUCCCCUUUACGGUUAAGGGACUAGCCCCACAAAACCUCCUAAAGUUCUCAAACUCCAUGCUCACUUUUCCAGUAGCUCUUAUUUUAAAAUCUCUGUUUAUAUUGUAACUCUAUACUCAGGUUCCUUAAUUUUAAAAAUGUUUUAGGUUGUACUACUUAUUUUGUCAAGACUCCAGGAGGUGAUAUCAGGUAAAUAAGGUUACAAAUUUUUACGAUUCUCCUGAUGCCUCAUUUCAGCCUCCACGGCCUUUUUUACCAUACCCUCCCAAAGUGGGCUCAAAACUUUAAACACACCAGGUUAAAAGAUGCCUCAUUCUCCAGGUUACUAUUAUAUUAAAUGUUAUAAAAAUUCCAUUUUAAUUUCUACAUAUCAUUACUUAGACCUGCACCAUUGCCCAGAUUCACUACGCCUUCAACGACCAUCAGUCUACCUGGUUCUCGACGUUCCAGUAGGUAUCCCUAAUCUUACUCACUAUUAUUACGUCCUUCUAAGGCCUCACUUCGCCUUCAUAUCUGUCAAAUAAUAUUGCUCAGUUGUGGGAUCCCAGGGGCUGGUCUAAAAAUUUGGACCUACGUUCAGGUACCUCUGAUUACACAAGCGUUUAUGAUACAAUUUUUCUGUUACACACCAUUCCAUACGUUCUACAUUUUUACACUUGGAUUACCAAUGGCACGCCUCUGGCCUACUAGCAUCUUUCUUACCUCUAGGUUCCUGGACUGGACCUGUUCUACAAAGUAUAUAUAGACAUAUAUAUUGAAGUCACCCUGAGCAAUUUCCAAAUAUACAGAAUGAACACUCAAGGUCAGUAUCUACAUAUGUUACAUACUUCCUUCAAGAGACAAGUGCCCGUCAGGGUAGAGAACUGGCUUUCAGGGUCAGGUGCUGGCCCUAGCUUCCCCCAAUAAUUCUACGGUCCGCGAGGUCUACACCCCUACCUCAUACACGGAGGUUCAGCCCCAAGACCAAAUCAUAGCUAGCCACCUCGCUUGCUCUUCUUUAGGGCUACAGUUAGGGCUUCCCAUGUCACGGCCACAUGUUUUUGAAACUCUUACAGUCACCGAGAGGCCGACAUCCUGCCACCCCCUUCUGGUGGCCACAAAACCCCCUCUGUCCAAAUCAUAGGUAGAGCCUCUCACCGCCGCUUGGCAAUAGCAGGGCCUCAUCUGUCACUUGGUUCUAAUUUUAAUUCUUCACUUCGACAUUAGCUAGCAGGCCAGUUCUCUGGGGGUCUCAUCCCACCUCCACUAUACACUACUUAUCCAUAUCAUUAUUCCUUUCAGGAUGUCUCAAGAACCAAUCAUCGAUUCCCCCAUCAGACGAUAUACCCAGCACGCCAGCCAGGCCUGGGUGUCCGGUGGAAUCCCUCACUCCUUCUACCCCCAGAUCCCUAAGCUAUUGGACCAUUCCAAAAAUAUCGGCUCAGGGGAAUCCCCUUUCCAGCCACCGCCAGAAAAGCAGAACUUUAUAAACUGCUGACGACUCAGGCCGACGAGCCAAGGUCCGGCACGAGUUCACAAGGGCCUUCAGUUGGUUUCUCUGAUUCCACCCAGGAAACUCUGACGGCUAUACUGGCCAAUCUGCAAUCCAUUAACAGCAGGUUGCUGAAGGUGGAAUCAGCCAUAGCCACUCCAGGUGACUUAGCCCCAGCAGUCCCUACACCGGUAACCUUGACCGCUCUGACUGCCAUACCCCUCAUUUCCCCUCCCCCACCAGCCACUACCCACACCUCACCAGCCCACUCUGUUCUGGCUACCAUCAAGAAAGAUAUUCUUGAUGGAAAAGACGUCAAUUUAAUGUCCCUCCUCAUAGCCUCCCAAGACGUCUUAGAAAAUUGAACUUAUAACUACGGGGACAUUUCAGUUGUCUUAAGAGCCAGAGACCCAUGUUUGAAUAAAAAACUCACCAUCCCACGGAUUGUUAUCGCAUUCGGCACUUAUCACGACGUUAUCUGCACGGUGUACCCACAUAGGAGAGAAGAGCUUGAUUUAUAUAUGCACAAGGUGGUUGAUUUGGGCAUCAAGUAUGGAGGGUCUUCAUUUUACGAUUACCACAAAUCAGUUUCAGCCAAGGCAGCUACUCAUCUGACACAAUUCAAUAUUAGAAUCGAUUGGUGUCAGAUAGAUACUGAGUUAUUCUGCCGUCAUUUUACUGGUCUGAGGCCCCCAUCUAGUGCCUCUUGUGGUUCCAAUUCACAAUCCACCGAUCUAUGCCCUGGGGACGCAGCCCCUUCCAGUUUUUCACCCCACCACUCCCUCACCCCACUCCCUAGACAGGAAGGUGUCCAGCGAGACAAGCUGGGCAGACCCAUCACCUUCUUGGGCAAGGCACAGGUGUGCAAUAACUUUUUAACACAGGCAUAUGCAGCUACAGCGCAUGCAGGUUGUUGCACAUCUGCUCCAUAUGCUUCAGAGCCCACACCAAGUCUAUGUGCCCGACCCGUCUGACAACUAACAAAUAAGCUGGUUAAGCACACAUUAAAAUCAUAUGACGACACCACGUCCAGAUAAUGUCCCUUUCCUUUCGCAACCUUACUCAUCUCGGCGGGGGGGAAUGCUUACUUGCACUCCAAGCAAUAAAGUUUGAUUUGACAUAUGGUAUCCUUUUUCUUGUUCAUCCAGAUCAUGGAAUAGUUUGUCAUUCCAAAUGUAUAAUUUUUGUUGUAAUUUGCCUACAUUCUACUAUUCCAGCAUGUAGGGAUACAUGCUUAAGCAAGAUAGAUAUCUUACACCUCAUUCUCUACACCUCCUCUACCCAGCUGCUUAUGCUAUUAAAUUGCAGGUCUCCGGCCGGGCUCCCCCUCCGGCACACCUUCAAUCAGCCAGGACGCCAUCGUUCCUACGGCUAACCCUGGUUUAAACGAACUAUUACUUCACGCACAAACACUCACGCACCACGCACUGUCUCCCAACACCACUAUCUCUUACGCUAGAGCACUGACUAUCUUUAACAAUUUCACAGCCGAGUUUUGCUUACAAGGUGACCUUUCCAUCAACACCAUGGUGGCUUUUGCCUCCUUUUGCCAUGUACACCUUAAACUUUCUUAUAAUACCAUCAAACUCUACCUCACCGGAGUACAACACCACAUCCUCACUAACUUCCCUAACCACGCUCCUUUUCUGUCUUCCUACCCCAUUAAGAAAAUCCUCAAAGGUAUUUUCAAGGUCACAGUCCCCCCUAACACGACAAGGCUACCAAUAGACGGUCCAAUAUUCCGGCUCCUAAGCGAAUUAUUGGACAAAUCCCCGUUUGACCAUAAUACCAAUUUAGUCAUGAAAUCUGCAAUUUUUUUUGACUUUCUAUGGAUUCCUCAGACCUAGAGAGUUCCCCGUGGUACGUCAAGGAGAGACAGUACGAUGCCUCAAACUUUCUCACAAAGAGAGUAGACGACCAUUUUGUACUCUCUUUGCCUUCUAUCGAGACUAAUCACUCUGCCUAUCCCCCUAUCAUUCCCCUCUUCCCUACCGAGAAUUUGUGGGGCCCUGUACAUAUUCUGGAUAUGCUCCUGGUCUCUCACCUUAUACACUCACCAGAUACUCCACUACUUCUACUCCAAGGUCACCCACUCACCACAGCUAAAUUUGUCACACAUCAGAAUUCUAUUGUCUAGGUUAGGCUACAACCCAGCUUCCUUCUCUGGUCACUCAUUUCGCAUCGGCGCAGCAUUAUCAGUCUCUAGCACUAACUCCCCCGGUACACAUCAUAAGAGGCUGGAAAUCCUCAAUAUACAACUCCUACAUCCCUCGACCAGAAAGGGAGCUCAGGCAGGCUUUCAGAAAUCUCGCCAUUUAAACUUGCAAUAAAGUGUGUUUACUUUGAAUUCUUUUUUGCCCUCUUUUUUUACAGGCCUACUCGUAUGUUGGUUUCGGCACACCUCAACCAACUUUGCUCCACCUCUACAUUCCAUUAACAUAAUAGAGAUUCCGAGCACAAGUUGGAAGGCCAAUUGGCCUGAAUUUGUGGGAGGAGUUAUGACCCUAUAUAAACCCUACCCCCCUACUUACCUUUGCCGUUUAAGCUGUUUUGACUCCACCCACCUUCACCCUCCUUUACACAUUUAUCUUUGUGGGCCCUCUUUUUCACAGGCCUACUCGUACGUUGGUUUCGGCACACCUCAACCAACUUUGCUCCUCCUCUACAUUCCAUUAACAUAAUAGAGAUUCCGAGCACAAAUAUAUAUAUAUAUAUAUAUAUAUAUAUAUAUUAUACACACUAUCCACAUAUAACUUACUAUUAUAUUAAUUAUAUAUAAUUAGUACUAUGUUAAUAAUAUAGAAUAUUCAUGAUAUAAUAUCAAGAGAUGUCAUAUUAUUUACUAAUGUUAGUGGACUAUGUGUAAUCUUAACUAUGUAGCUUCACACAAGAAAACCAGACACCAAAUGACAGAUAACACUAAUUAAUUUUACUUUCUAAAAACUAACGGAAUCUUACAAGUUCCAUUGUAAGGAAGGGUGAAAUUAAGGUUAAGACAUGUCAGGAGUCUAACAUAUAGUCAAAAUUACAAAUGCUCUGUCUGUAAAAACCAACCAAAGCAUUUGAAGUGACAUGUUUUUGAUGGACGGUUAUCCAUGAAACAUAACCAUGAUGAUGUCAAAUGCAUCACAAAAUUCAUUUAACCCAUUAUACAAAAAGGUAAAUGGACCCCAUACAAGAAUUUUUAGUGAUGUAAUUACGCCAUCUAUUGACCAAAAUCUAGAUGAGUCUGUAGGGAAGAUAUGCCCACAGUUUGCUAUUGGUUACUAUUAACUAGUGACGUAGAGAAUUUUCUCCUUUAAAAAUGAAAGACAAGGGAAUGAGGGGAGACUGGACUCAAGACUCUCAAACACUGAGAUUCUUACACUUAAAAAUCACUCUCAGACAUAAACUCAAGACUCACACUUAACAUCUGAGAUCUGGAGCCAAAGCUGGACACACCUAAUUAUUUAUAUUUUUCCAACUUACACAACUUCAGAACUCUGGAAAACUUUUCUAUUUCCAUACAAUUCUAUAUACAUCAUACUUGCAUUCAAAAUUCUUGGGACAUAUCUGCACAUCUGAUAGAAAAUCUACAACCUAACUGGUAAUUAUGCUGGUUUUUAUUUAAUUUAGUUAAAAUUAAAUUGAUUUUACUAAAAGGCAGAAUAUACUUGGAUAAAACCUGGUGAUUUCUAACAUCAAGGAGUCAUGAUUCGUUGAUAUAUAGAAUUCGUAAUUCCAUUCCUGCAGCUGGGCCAAUGAACUCUAGAUUACUUUUAACUUUAAAAACAGAAUACCAGGCAAUUACCCAGAUAUAUUCGCUUAUGUAAUCUAGAAAUAGUGAAUCUUAAUUAGGAAGGUAAAAUAUGGUUAGAAAUAUUCUAAUUAGAUGGACAUUGGAGUAGUCAAAUGAUCUAUUAUGAGAAAUAUUGUAUUUGUCAUUGCAAUAUAAUAGGAUAUCUUGCCUAUGUGGAUUGUAGCUAGCAGUGAAAGAGUUAAUUCAGUGUGAUUUGACUGUCAGACAAAGUUUUAUUGAUUUACGCUGCACUACUGUGAGAUGCUGUAUUCCGUGUUAUGUUGAUUUCUAAGUGAAAUGUUCUGUCCUAAAUCUUGUUGCAUAUAACUUGCUAUUUAGCUGUCUAUAUUGUGUUAAACCACUGCCAUAUUGUAUACUUGUGUUAUACCUAAAUAUUCACUGAUUAUUGUCACGCAUGUUACAUAUAUUAUUUUUUAUUAUUGUCAAAAUAAAUUAUAUUUUUAUAAUUAAUUUUUUAUUAAUGUGUGAAAUAAAAUCUUUGAAUGAAACUUCCUCUAGGAUCUAUGAGAAUUAAAAUAGUGGGUAAUUCUCAGCUUUAAAUCAUUAAUCAGGGAAACGGUGCCAAGAUAUAAAUUUUUGCUAUAAUAAAAUGUAUUCAAUAAAUUAUUGAUUUUUAUGAAAAUAUUUUUAAUAUUGAUCACCCCAUAAAUAUCCUCACAGCAUGUGAUGAUAUGAUGGACACUCUUAGCAUUCCUGCAUGUGGGGACAUCUCUGGGGCCUGGGUGGAUAACAUUUCAUAGUGUUCAAGCUGCUUUUGUUAGGGGUGAUGGGUGUACUCAAAUUUUUACGUUUUCUGAUAUUUCUAUACUCAUGUAUAUGACAAAACAGCCGUUUCAGGGGUGGGGGUGCAGACCACCAAGAUGCUCUGUAGAUAGGUGGGGGGUGUACCGUUGGCUAUGCCCCCUCAGAUACUGCCUCGCACAAUCAACACCAGGUGACAGGGGAGGCUGAGCCUAACGAGGGGACAAUCUUCUUGAAGGGUGGAGCCUAGUGCUGGACACCCCACAUCUACAGAGCACCUGAGCAGUCCACAUCCCCCCCCUAGGAUUGGCUCUAUGACUGAUGGAUCCUGUACAUGCCAAAUGUAGUAAUGCGCUUUUUUUUUUUCCUUCUUUUCAUAUAAUUAAUUUAAAAACAAAUGAAAGGAUUAUUAUAUAAACUAAUUUUAAGAUGACAGUUGCCCUUUAACUUGGGCAAUUGCGAGGUAUCAUCUAAACAAUUGGCCUCAAGAGGAGAUACCAUUCAUGUUUUCUCUCAGAACUUUAAUGCCACGAGUUUCUUUCAUUGUAUAGGACUAUAUUUUUGAGAAGAAACCUUUUGAACAUAUGAAUGAUCAACAUAAAUCAGAAGAAUCCUGUAAUACUGGAAGCCCCAGCUCAGCACUUCCACUCCAAUUAUCAAUGCCUGAAAGUGACAAUGACAAGAAGAUCCUCUUAUUAACCAAUAAGAUCACUCACCUACUGAGUGGGGAGGUGAGGCUGCUGGGAAUGGGACAUGUGUCUGGAUGGUCACUGUAUCAUUUUAUGUUUCAGGUUCUUAUAUAAUGAGAGGAUGUAACUGUGUGUCUCCUUGUAGGUGUGGCAGUAUUUGGAAGGACACAAUGAUCUUUACAAGAACAUGAAAACUGAAACUAAUCAGUCUCUCAGUCGACGUGGUAAGAUUAUAUUAUGUGCAGACUUACUAUAUACAGUUUUGGGGUUUUUUUUCUUUCUUUUUUUUGGUUCUCUAACUGAAGUUAGACAACACCCUCUUAUAAUGAAUGGUGAAACUGUUUUUUUUUUUUUUUGUUUUGUUUUUUUUCUUGGCUGCACAACAAGGAUGAGAGACUGCGAGGGCCAACUGAAUGUAGCAUCUGAACCCGGGAACGCAAUCCGUGUUCUCCUAUUUGAUAGAACAGGUUGAGGCAAGGCAUGCUUUCUUCCUUUGGCUCAUGUUGCCAAAAUUUCAGGUACAAGAGCUGGUUCAUCUAGCACACUUUAGUGGCCUAAAAGACCUUAAGGCAUAGAUGUAGAUUUUUUUUUUUUAUAUAUUAAUUGAAGCAGAGUAAUGUAUCUUAAGUAAAACAAAAUGCAGAAUGAACCUCUAUUGACACCCAGGGACCAGUCUUUAGAUAUAUCAUGCCUUCUCUGACUUUGUUUCCCAGCAGUGGAUUACAUAGCCCAUGAUACCGGAACUUGCCUUUCCCACAAAAACAUAGUUUUUAGGCAUAACAACCUUUGGAGUAGACCACAUUGUGACAGUGUUGCAGUGGAGGAGGGUAUUCACGUGCUUGGUAAAAUAAAUAAGGGCCAUUGCUGACCUGCAGCACUAGGCUGGAAGUGAAAAGCGCUCUACUUUACCAGCCAUAAAUUACGGAGAGUGUAACGGAUCACCUGGCACCCCGACUGGGUACCUCCGUUGAAGGAUGCUCGUAGCGCUUCCUGAGGACUCCAAGCACUGCAACAGACACCACAACCACCAGACCGGAGAAGCAUAUGAAUGCUCUCAAGCAUAUGAAUGCUGUAAGCAGCUGAACAGGAAAAGCAUACAGUCAGCUUACACUCCUGGCAAUCAGCAUACAAUCCAAUUCCCCCAAUAACGAGACGACACUUCGUUUUGAGGUCAAGCAGAACUGACUGUACUGGCACAUACAGCCUUUUUUAUUCCCAAUCCACAAACUUAGUACUGCCCACAGGGUUUUACAGAACAACCAAUAACACACGUACAUUACAGAAAACACUCCCAGCAAUUAUACACAAAAUCCUACCCUCUGCUUGUGAUCUAAUUAUGGCACACAAUGGGUUAACAUAAUUAUCACCAGCAGGAAAAAUACAGUAUCAUAAAACACAUCACAGGGACCCCAAAACAUGCAAUAACCCCAUAAAAAUAUAUCCUUGGAACCGGGGGAUCUGGGUGAACCACAUAUCCAAAAUUCACCCAGAUCCGUUCUGUACUUUGGAAGAUACAGUUUAAUGCAGAUUCUGCAGAACAUAUACAGGCUAUAUGAAAAAUAAUUACUGUAUAAUGUGUCCCCUGUUGUAUAGUUUAAAACUACUGAACGAAUACUGGCGAGAUGGCACCGUGUUGAAAAGUCCAAACAGUGUCUGUGAGUUAAAAUGGCCGCCAUCCAUUGUUCUCACCAUGUGCUCCAUCCAUUGUUCUCACCAUGUGCCUCUGAUACAUGAAAUGGUGUCUUUAAAGGGUAAUACAUCCCAGGGGCCAUAGUCACAUGGCAGGAGGCUGGCAAUCAGUCUUCUCCAAUGCCCAGUGGCGAGGUCUGUUUUCCCACACGAACUAAACAUUAGCCUCAAUGAGAUAUAACCUGUAGAAAUUGCAAAUCUUUUUUUUCUCUUUCUUUUUAAAAAUUAUUUUUAUUUUUUUUUUGCUGUUUGGUUUUCCUGGCUUUAUGCUUGUCCUCCUCCAAGGUUUUUAAAAGAGGAAAUUCUAUUGGAGUAAAAUAAUUAAAAUACAGUUCUCAGUGAAUAGAGAUCUCAGGAUAUAGAGAUCAGAGAGAACAGAGAUGUCUUUGGCCGCCCCGGUUUUUCUCUCUCUCUUAGAGGGUGUUAAGAAAGGGGGAAGGGAAGAAAGAGGAGGAGAAAUAGAGGGGGCAGGGAAGAGAUCAGAGAGGAGGGGGACAAGGAGAUAGGGAUAAGGAGAAGAAAAUAUGGCCACCAAAAAGUAGCAAAAUGGCUAGCACUUGAAGAAGGAAAACAAAAUAGAAGUGCAACCAGAAAACCGCUAGUCUUUUUUUCUCUCCCCAACCAUCUGGGAAUAAGUCAAAUUUAGAUGUCUUACCUGCCUGCUAAAUCGAUAGGAGAAACAAGCAGUACACAAAUGGAGGGAGAUGACAACUUAAGACAGGAAGAAAAUCUAUAUGAACGAUUACUCAGUCAUCUAGAUAUACAAUUUGAAAGAAUGGAAUAGGAGAAAAUGCAAUUGAACACACAGGUUAUCAAGAGAGAACUUUCCUUAACCCCAAGGAUACAGAGUGUUGAAGCAAAACUUGAGAUGAUGCAACAAGUGAGUAACGCCCACCAGGAAAAACAUGCUAUCCUGGAAAGGAAAAUCAGAUCUGGAAAAUAAGAUUAUUGAUCUGGAAGACAGAUCAAGGAGGAACAAUCUAAGAAUUUGAGGAGUGUCAGAGCAAGUAUAGACAACAGAGCUGGAAUCAUAUAUAGAAGAAUUCCUCAAAUCCAUGAAGGUGGAAUGGAAUAUUAAAAACCCUAUGAUGGAACUGUGUCAUAGUUAAUAAGCCUAAAGGCGUACCAGAUCACCUUCCUAGGGAUACACUGAUCUGUUGCUCCUCUUUUAAACUUAAGUUACAGAUCCUGAGUUCACUGAAGAAAAAUAUUCUCUCAGGAGAGUACGAAAAGUUAAAGGUCUAUCAAGAUCUGUCAUGGAACACCAGACAGAAGAGGAAGACCUUUACAGAGAGCACAACAAUACUUAGAUCUAAGAACGUAAAAUAUUGGUGGGAGUUCCCCACAAAGAUCUUUAUAUUGCACAAAGGCAAGAUCUCAAGUUUUGCUACAGGAGAUGAGCUUAAAAGGUGGAUGGCUUUGAGUACAGGAAUACGAAGAAGCAAAGAUUUAGCUUGCUAGAGAAUGUAAGGAGACAGUGGAGAAUGGGGCAGAAAUAGGAGAACCACAGGGAAGAAGGGAUGGGCAGAGAAAAGAGAAGGAGAAGAAAGAAAAGACGGAAACAAGGGCACCUUUGGAUUUAUUUAUUUUUUAAAGUAACGAGAAAUGAUGAUAAAGACAUACACUAUUAAAAGUAAUAUUAACACUUUCUGCUAUGACAGACACUAUGAGUAAUGGAAAAUAUUAGUUGGAUGUAUUUUUGUUAUUUUUUUGCUCGGUUUCUUAAUUUAAAUUUUUUUAUUUUUAUUUAUUUUUUAUAUAAAGACACACAUGAUAAUCACUGAUUUAGGUUGGCGUUAUAUUAACCCCUUAACACAAUAUUUGUGUUUAGUGAAGUCUCCCGAUAAUAACAGAACCCCCCAUGUACAGGUUUUAUGGUGUUUUGGAAAGUAAGAGAGUCACAUAUAAGGUUUGCAUUUCAUUUUUUUGACGUUGAAAUUUGCCCGAUUGGUUAUGUUGCCUUUGAGAGCAUAUGGUAGCCCAAGAAUGAGAAUUACCCCCGUGACGCCAUACCAUUUGCAAAAGUAGACAACCCAAGGUAUUGCAAGUGGGGUAUGUCCAGUCUUUCAUAGUAGCCACUUAGUCACAAACACUGGCCAAAUAUUAGUUUUUUGCUUUUUUCACACAAAAACAAAUAGGAACGCUAAGUGUUUGUGACUAAGUUUAUUUUAUGUGAAUGUGAUGCAUACUUGGCCCAAGCUCCAGGGAGUACAGACAGUCGGUCCUGCUCCCCAGCAGCAGAGUCUUCUACUGGGAGUGGAGAACCUCGUCACCCCUCCUCAGCAGCAGCCUAGCCCACCAAGGGAGAUGAUAAGCCCCACACCGGUGCAGAUGAGACUGUAGUCUCUGUGCCCAAACCACAGGGGGUAGGGACGGUCGGUCCUGUCCCCCAGCAACAGGGCUGUUUAGCCAAAGGGGAGACAGUCUGUCUCCCCCCACAGCAGCAUGGUGCUUUGUCCAAAGGGGAGACGAUCAGUCUUCCCGUCCAGCAGCACAGCUAUGUAUCCAAAGGGGAGACAGCCGGUCUACCCCUCCAGCAACCAGGCUCCCACCAGGCUACUUCCGUGGUAGUGCUGGCAUCAGGGCAGAAUACAGCUGGUCUCUGCCCACCUCGCAACCCACCAAUUCAGCGUACCAGUCCCCCACACAGCUGUGGUGAGGCACCUGGCCAUGGACAACUUUUCCCCGUACUCAGGUGUAGUAACAAUUUAUUGUGUGUGGGCUGUACUACUAAUUGUGUUUUAUGGGUGGGUUGCUGGAUUAACCAGGGCACUGACCGGCAGGAGGUCAGAUACCCUGUUAGUCUGUUUGGAAAAGAGGAGAGAUGUGACGAGACCAAUCUCACCACUGUGCAUUGGAGGAGCCUGGUUGCCCGCCUGCUGCCUUUAGACUAUGGCCCCAUGUUAAAAUGCUUGAUUUUCCCCUGCAAAGACACAAAAUCCGGGUCAUUCGGUGCUUGCUCUGUUUGAGCGGUGAUACCCCAGAUAGCUAUGCCAUGGAGCCCAUUCAUAUAAUGAAAUACUAUGGGAAAGACUUUUGCUCCAUGGCAGUUGAACUGUAUGUAUGGGAUCUGAGCGCCAUUCAGUAAUAAUGUGCGCACAGAUCUGAGCUAUCUGGGGAUAUGUUGAAUGUACCUGUUUUAUGCAAUGGCUGCACAGUUAAAUAUUUUUAUGUAUUUUAUUGUCUUUUGAUGCCAUGUGUUCAAUGGAGUUUUGCCUCUGUCCUUGGAGAUUAUUGGAUUAAUUCCCAAUUAUCUCCAGGAUAGAAGACUCUGUGGAACUGGUUUUGGGCAGAAAAGCCAUGCUUCAUUUGGUCACAAAGGACUACGAUCUAUCUUUUAAACCACUGGACCAAUUUGUAUGAUUUUGACGUAUGUUUGUAUUUGGAGUAUGCUGAUUCUGAAAAUGUAUGUAUGUGAUGCAUACUUUUAAAAUGAUGAAUAAUGUGGAAAAACUCUAUUUCUCUGCCUGUGAUAAUUACAUUACCCAUUGUGUAAGGUAAUUGUAUCACAGGCAGAAGGGAGGAUUUUGUGUGGGAGUGUCUGUUUUGUACAUGUUUAUUGGUUGUUUUCCAAAAUACUGUGGGUGGUACUAAUGUGUAUAUAAGAACAAUAAACCCAAAGCUCUGUCUGUUCCUGCUUGACCCUCAAAACGGAGCCUUGUCUCGUUCUUGGGGGGGAUUUAUUGUAUGCUGUUCCAGUUCGACUGCUAGGAGUGUAAACCUAUUCCUAUGGUUUUUCCUAUUCGGCUGUUUACAGUAUUUGUAUGUUUGAGAGCAUUCGUAUGCUUCUCCGGUUCGGUGGAUUGGUGUCUACAGUAGCUGCCUGUAUAUCUGGAAGGGGAAUAUCCACUAAACGGCGUUUAACCCCUUUUAUGCCCGGGGUGCCGUUACAAAAUCAAACAAGGGGUGCUAUUAAUGAUGGGAGAUUUCAACUGCGUAAUAGACCCUCUUAAAGAACUACAGUGGUAAAAAGAUCAAUAAAGGAUCUUCAGAUAGACUACAAAAAUUAAUAGAUCAAUUUAAUGUGAGAGACAUAUGGAGAACGUUUCGUCCCUUGGAUUCAAAAACAUUUCAUUCCUACUCCAGAAUCGACCUUAUUUUGGGGGAUGUGGCCAUGCUGUAUCUUUUUAAAAAGAUUGAAAAACGUGAUAUAACAUGGUCGGACCACAACCCAAUUAUAUUGGAUUAUAAACAUGUCUUCGAUAGGUUCAGAAAAAACUGGCGAUUGAUUAUAUAUUAUACAAAAAUUAUAAUAUCAAACAAAUAAAAAAAAAAAUAACUGAACUUUUUUGGGGGGAAAUAAUAAGGGGGCAUCAGAUACAGUAGUAUGGGUGUGCUUAUAAAACAUAAUUAGAGGCCACUUGAUGGGGAUGGCAGCCAGACUAAAAAAGAAAGAGGUCCCCCACUUGCAGAGUUAUAUAUCAUGCUAAAUGAAUAUAAGAAACAGAACAAAUCAAUACCUUCCAUAGAAUUGGCCAAAAAAAUAUCAGAAACAGAAUAGAACAUAAAUGUACAUUUAGCCAAUAAAAUGGCAAAAACUUUAGAAUUUUUUCAAUCUAAAUGGUGGUAUAAAGGUAACAAACCUGAAGUGGUUAUGACGAGUAAGUUGAAAAAGGAAAAAAAAUAAGAGAGUGAUAUCCAAAAUUAGGGAUAAAGACACAUACAAAAUGGCCCCAGAACAGAUAGGUGGAGCAUUUGAAAGAUUUUAUAGAGAUCUAUAUAACCUAUCACAGGAUUUAUUUGGUAAUGAUGAAGAAAUCCAAAAUUCUUUGAAAAGAUAGAAAUACCCAAAAUGCUAUAUGACCAAAUAAAAGUAAUAAAUCAACAGAUUUAAGAAAUAUAAGUCAUCAAAGCAAUAGAAAAACCAUAAAAAAAGACCGCCCCAGGACCAGAUGGAUUUACAAAUAAUUUUUAUAAAAUUUAUGAAAGAUCAAAUAAAGAACUGGUAAAUGUUUUUAAUCAUAUGAUGACUACAGGAAGAUGCCUUGGGGAGCUAUUGAGAGUAAAUAUCGUCCCGAUUCCAAAACCAGAUAAAGAUCCAGAACUGAUAAGAAGGGGGAGCUUCUUGUCCAACCUAGAAAGAACAUCCCACUUGUAAGUACUGCCACUAUGCGAGAGGAAAAAUUUUUUGUCGAUUCUUGCGGAUCGGCUGAAAGUUGUCAUACCAGAUCUUAUUGACCAUGAUCAAGUUGGCUUUAUUCCAGGCCGGUCGUCAGUUAAUAAUAUUUGGAAAAUAAUAGAUAUACUAGAGGCAACAGAGAUUAAGGGGAACCCACUCACGCUUAUAUCAAUAGACACAGAAAAGGCAUUUGAUAGGGUAGGGUGGGCCUUUAUGUCAGCCACAUUAAAACAAUUUGGAUUUACAGGUUCAUUUUUAAAAGCGGUAUCUGCUCUCUAUGAUUCUCCACAGGCAAAAGUUAGGGGAUCUGGAUUUACUUUUCAAAGUUUUAAUAUCAAUAACAGGACAAGGCAUGGAUGCCCUCUAUCCCCAUUGUUAUUUAUUUUAGUACUGGAACAUUUAGCCAUUUCUAUAAGACAGAAUCAAAAAAUCAUAGGAUACAGAUAUUCACUAGGGCAGAUCAAACUAAAUAUUUAUGCGGACGAUAUAUUAGUGAUAGUAGAGGAACCAACUACUUCUAUUCCAGAAGUUUUAAAAGAGAUAAAGUUACUCGAGAGUAGCUGGUUACAAAAUAAAUUUAGAUAAAUCAGAAGUCAUAAUCAAGAAUAUGUAUAAGCGAUUAGUUCAGAAUCUUAUAAAAAACUAUGGACUUCCAAAUGAUAUAAAACAAAGUCUGAAAUAUUUGGGAAUAAUUAUUGCAUCAGAGACAAAAUAGUUAAUAGAAGCUAAUGUUUUACCCUUACUAAAACAAACCAACAACAAUCUACAAGUAUGGAGGGGUUUGGGAUUUUCGUGGUCGGGUAGAAUCAAUAUAUUAAAGAUGUUUUACCAAAAUGGCUCUAUUUAUGGAGAAUGAUCCCACUUAAUUGCCCACAAAACUUAUUAUCAAUGUUACACGUCUCUUUCUUUUUUAAAAAUCUGUUUGGGGCGGAAAGAAACCUAGAGUUAAAAUGAAAUUUUUUUUUUCCACAUAAUGGUAUCACAAAAUAGAUCCACAGAAAAGGAAAAAUGGCAUUCAAUAGAGAAAUAUGGUACUGGGGUGAAGAACUUAUCCUCUCUAUUCUGGAUAUUAGAUCUCCACUAUAAAGAUAUUAUGGAGGCAAGAUCUAACUCACAAGUAAUUAGAGAUUUAACAGCAUGGUGGGACAUUUUUCAAAAAAAUCAUGGAUUAAAAAACAAAAUAAUAGAUUCAUUACAAAUUUCAGUGAUUAAUUAUAUGCUGGAUAAUAUUAAUAUUAAACCUUGGAGGUAUAAGGGAAUAGAAAAAGUCAAAGACAUAAAAGAGAACUAUAAAAUUAAACCCUUGGUAUCUUAAUGAAGGAUAACUUUAAUUAUCUAAGAAUUAAAGGGUUUUUCUCAGUACACAUAAUUAAAGGACCACUAUAGUGCCAGGAAAACAUACUUGUUUUCCUGGCACUAUAGUGCCCUCAGGGUGCCCCCACCCUCAGGGUCCCCCUCCUGCCCGGCUCUGGAAGGGGGAAAGGUGUUUAAAUUUACCUUUUUCCAGCGCUGGGCGGAGAGCUCUUUGCCUCCUCUCCUCUUCCGAUCCUCCUCUUGGGCUGAAUGCGCACGCGCGGCAAGCGCUGCACGCGCAUUCAGCCGGUCGCAUAGGAAAGCAUUCUCAAUGCUUUCCUAUGGACGCUGGCGUGCUCUCACUGUGAAAAUCACAGUGAGAAGCACGCAAGCGCCUCUAGUGGCUGUCAAUGAGACAGCCACUAGAGGAUUAGGGGGAAGGCUUAACCCAUUCAUAAACAUAGCAGUUUCUCUGAAACUGCUAGGUUUAUUAAAAAAUGGGUUAACCCUAGAAGGACCUGGCACUCAGACCACUUCAUUAAGCUGAAGUGGUCUGGGUGCCUAGAGUGGUCCUUUAAUAAUAGAGUAAAACAGAAGGGAUUUAUCAACUAGUCGAACAAAAAAAAACUGUAAAAGUAUGCUGUCUAAAUGCAUUAAAGUUUUAUACAAGAUAAGACAUGAUAAACUUUCCGCAGCAAUUGAAAAGUGGGAAAAAGAUCUUCACAUACAAAUAGAAGAGGAAAGUUGGAAAAGUUACUUUAAUAAACUAGAUAAACAUGUCCAUUGCUUAAAUCUGAGAGACUUGCAGUUUAAACAUUCAAAUAGAUGGUACUUAUCUUUUAAAUAAAAUAUACCCAAAUACAUGUGACCGAUGUUGGCGGUGCAACAUAUAUGGUGGUACUGUCAAUUUAUAUCUACUGGAAAGAUAUAAUUACACUAAUUGACCGUAUGACAGGAAUUAAACUGGCAAUGGAGCCGGGCAUAAUCUUAUUAAAUUUAAACAAAUCAGAAGUGAAGAUAAAGGAUUCGAUGUUGAUUUUCCAUAUCACAGCAGCUAAAUUGUUGAUAGCAUGGAACUGGAAAAAAGUAUUAAUCCCAUCCAUACGAGAAGUAAUAGUACAAACAAUUUUUGGCAAGCUAAAAUGGAAAGAGGUAUUUUGAUGAGCUUAAAAAAUCAAUAUAGACAAAUAGAAUAUUGGGACAACUGGAUAGAUAAAUUAGAUCUGUUUUUAAAUACACCAUAAAGGGCUUCUCCAAUAGAGAAAUGGAUUGGAUCUGGUAAAAGCAUAAGAGGAAUGGCAGAUGUAAUGUGAUAGAAACAAGAGGGGAAAAUAAGGGUUAAUCAGGCAUAUAUUAGAACUUGAUGGAAUAGCAGACAACAGUAGUUUGACUAAAGGGCUCCCUCUCUCUUGGUCCACAAAUAAAGAUUAAGUCUAUUAGAAAUGUGACUUUUAGUAGGGAUAAGAAUUUGAUAAUUAGGAUAGGCAUGGGGAAGGGUGGAGGAAAUAGGGUAACAUAGGAGGCAAUAACGGUUUAUCCCAAUAGUUUCUCUUUUCUUCUCUUCCCUUGUGGGCGAUAUAUAUUUGAUGUUAUAUGUACAAAGCAAUAUUAUAUUAAUGAUGAUAGUGUCCUUCAAGCUAUACACAAUUAGUGUUAAUUUCUAUGCAGUAGCAAGGUACCUAUCUGAAAUAUUAAAAAAAACACUGGUGCAACCAUCUGUCUUCAGAAGUCACAUAGAGGUAAAUUAUAAUUGUGUGUUGGUAUUUGAUCAAUACUAUUUUUUUUGACCUGUGGCCAGUAUGGAAUGAAUGUUCUCCUCUUGACUACAAUCCAAAAAUGCAGGGACAUUGUACGGUGAAAAAAACACCCUGGUUUCUUAUCAAACCCCACUCUGGCCCUCCGUAAUUCCUGCGGUUGGCAUUCUUUUUGGCACACUUACAUAUACACAUACAUGAACAAACAAGCAGUGUCAGACAUAAACAUUAACAAAGGAUGGCCUGUACCUUGGAGGUAGGUUGAGGGAAAUACAACCAGACAAUCACUGUUUCUGCAGGGCUGCUCGCCACAAAUCGUCUGUAAGGAGGGCAGUCAGGCAGUCUGCCGCCGGAACAGCGCUUCAUUGGUCUCCCAGGUCUCUUACACUGUCUAUCAAGUCCAUCACAAGGAUGUUUCUGCUGCCAGAUGGCUCCUAGACUCACAGAUGAGAGGCAGGGAGAGGAGAGCAGGUAGGGACCCCACCCCCGUUGCUGACAUCCCUACCCAUAUGUCACAAUCCGUCAUCUUCAUUGUUAAUCACGUGAUCUCAAGAUUGAUACAAUGGAACUGUGAAGUUAACAAGCAAAACGUAACCACCUUGGACACAUAAUAGGUCUGUUUUACUACUUUUAUAGUGCAUUGGUUAUUUUAUGUGGUUUAAUACUUUAAUAUGUUCCAAAUUGACACUAAUAUUUGUGUAUGUUUCUUUGUAUGUUUUAGUGUACAUGUAGUGUGUUUUUUUUUUUUUUAUAUAUACAAUGCUUAUUUGUCCUUUCUUUUUAUUGUUUAGCAAGGAAUGGUUCAUAUAAGUUUGGUGACAUUGCUUCCACACAUUAAUUCGGGGGAAGUGAUUUUGGUGUUAGUCAUGUUGCAUCACUUUAAAAUAUUUUGUGCUGUUGUUUUAUUAUCAGCAGAGAGUUUUUCCCUGGUUUAUCAGGACUUUUUGUGGUUGCAUUUUUUUAAUUGUCCAGUGUUUUCCGUUAAUGUGAUGACAACUCUGUUUUGGAAUGGUUGAAAGUGUACAUGUUUAACAUGUAUUCCUGACCCUUUAAUGUUAAAAACACUUCUGGCACCCCCAUGCCUCCCUAAAUAUAGUACAGUCUGAUUUUUAGUUCAGUCUGCUGGUGCUAGCUCUGCCCUCGAUCUGCCUCCUUGACUGACAUCAUCAGAAGUGAUGAUCUCAGCCAAUCACAGGGCUUUCCCAUAGGAAAGCAUUGCAUUGGCUAAUAUUGUCCAUUCUGAUGGGGGAGGGGUGGAGCCAAACGUCACCAUGGCCAAUCAGCAUCUCCUCAUGCUGCAGAGGGUGGAGACACUGAAUGUCAGUCACACUGUGCAGCACUGACUCAGGAAACACCUCUAGUACCCAUCUGAGGAGUGGCCACUGGAGGUGUCCCUAGGCUACAAUGUAAGCACUGCCUUUUCUCUGAAAAGAACGUGUUUAUGACAAAAGCCUGCAGGAACUGACUAUAUUCACCAGAACAAAUACAAUAAGCUGUAGUUGUUCUGGUGACUAUAGUGUCCAUUUAACAUAAACCCUUAGUGCUGAAAUUGUUAUUGGAAUCACAUCUGUAUAUUUGAUGGCAUAUUGGCAGUCUUUAACCUAUUGAUAAUUUUCAAAACAUGAGUUGUAACUUACUCCUUGGUUGAAUAGGGUCCACCUGUGUGCACUUAAUGUGACCCAGGAUCUCUAAAGAAUGCAUCCAAUGUUGAGAAAGUCACAGAAUUUGAUAGUAAACCUGUAUAAACACACCUAAUGUAGACCAAAUAUAGAGCCUGGAGAAGCACCAAUCAUUGAUUGGUUUAACCCCUUAAGGACACAUGACAUGUGUGACAUGUCAUGAUUCCCUUUUAUUCCAAAGUUAAGUUUGGUCCUUAAGGGGUUAAAUAAAAAUCCACAAGUUUGAACAUCCCCAGAGCAAUCUAUAAUCCACGAUUAAAAAAUUAUAAAAUAUGACACAACUGCAAAUCUGCUUUGAGAAGGCUACCCAUCAGAGCCCAGUGACUGAGUAAGGAGGGCAUUAGUCAGCCAAGCAAACAAGAAGCCAUUGGUAGUUUUGAUGGAGCUGAAGAGAUCGACAGCUGGAUCUGAGAAACUUUCCAUUGGUCACCUGAAAUCCAGAUUGCUGCCAAGCUAGACUAAUGGAUGAGUAGUGAGAAGAUCACCAAUGCUGAAAACUAAAAACCAGCUGCCAGUAGGCCAAUUCUUGCUUGGAGUUUGUCAAAACUACGGAUCCUCUCAAGCCUACAAUGUCCUACUAUUUCAUAUAAAGUAUGAUUUUAUGUUUAUGCUUGGCAUACAGUACUAGUUAUAAACACUGUGUCAUACGCUUUCAUGGUUUUAAAAGAGAAACUGGAAUAAAACUACUAAAAUAAAGAUAAUAUCGAAGUUCCCAGCUGAAUACUAUUAGCUAGUUUGUCUUCUGCUUGCAGACCUCUCCAAUCAGAAGUAUCUCAUUCUGGUCUAAGGAGAUCGAUCUUUCCCUAUAAACCUUUUAGAAACAGAAGUUUAUGAGACGACAAGUAGUUCAUCUACAAAGAGCGAUGUCAUUCAUCACAUAGGAGGAGGGGCACUAGUCUAUAAACUGAUUUCCUUCAUACUGCAGCAAUUUUUUAUUUACACAUAGGCCAUUUCACUGUUUAGUGAACUGUUCUUUGCACAGUUGUGCUGUACAUGAAAUCGGCUCAUCUCUCACUGGAAAGGAGUGGAUGUACAGCAUAUGUUAUGCAUGUGGUACACAUUAGCUAUGCAAUGAAUUAAAACGGCCCAGUUCCAGCCCGAAUUCUCUUUUUACUACAUUUGCUCAUGAUGGGUUGUGUAAUUGUUUUUGUAAACAUACCAGGCAAGACAUAUUUGGGAUUAGCUUAUAGCACAUCUAGAAGAUGCCGAUGCAGCUCUGCAUCCAUAAGCUAGCUGGAUAAUUUCAUCAACUGUCAAUUUAAUUGAGAGGUGAAAAGAUUUACUCGUAUAUCUUCUAAAUGUGAUGUGAGAUUGGUUUGUUCAAGUUAGAAUCACUGUAAUCCACAAGGUACCUUAUGUUUCAUUCUGCUACAACAGGCCAGGAGUAUACUUUAUAAUUUAGAGAAAACACUUUUGAAAGCGACUGCUUCAAUUUCAAGGUUGAUGUGAAGGUCUAAGUAGUGACACCCACAAUAGUCCUUUUAUGCGCUGAACUUAAGCACGAUAUCUUGAUGGGUCUCCUGUAGAAGGCCUUCCAUUUCCAUGCUGCCAUGUCCCUCGAACAAUAAAUGUGGCUCCUUUUGUGUGUUGAUUGGUAUCCAUACAUGAUAGUUCUCACUCAAAGUCUUAAAGUCAGCCUCUGCAAAGUGUGGCAGUGAAAAUGGCACAAAACUACAAAUAAGCUAAUGAACAAAACUAAUGUUCUUAAAGAUUCUGUAUUCAGAACUGAUUUCUUCUUGAAUUACUUAUUUUUCCUGGCAAGUUUCAAAUAAAAACGUUAGAUUUUGUGUUAUAAUAGACAUUGUCUAUUUAAUAAAAAAAAUAUAUAUAUAUAUCUAUAUAUAUAUAUACAUAUAUAUAUUUUUUUAUUUUUUUUUAAAGAACCAAUGUCCACUGAAUUCUGGACUCUAUUUGGACUCCAAAACAACUCGAUUUCCACCCAAUUUGAUUACGCGGAAUUAUCAAUAUCAAUUUUGUUUAACUUGGACAGCUGGGAGAAGUCGGUCAGUUAUAUUUUGUUCUUCUGGAGAGCCAUGGUUAUUGAACUCCACAAAUAUUAAACGCUUCCUUAAAACUAGUACACUGUGAUGUAUCCUGUAUAGCACAAAUCAUUAUAACAUGACAACAUAAUAUAUAUUUCAUACAUUGAAAAAUUGCUAAAAUGUACUUUAUCAAAUGCAAGUUUACCUAGGGAGGUAUCAACAAUAAUAAUACAAAUAAGUUUGUCGCUUUUUUUUUUUUUUUCCUGUUCCUUGUGGCAUCCUAGGAUGAGCCUUCUGUAUCGGACUUUAAACUAUAAAAUAGAGCAAAUUGUUCCACAUCUUCUGGCUUCUUAUGACAUUGCUAAGAGUCUUGAAAAACUUUCAUAAAAAAACAAUCUAAUCACGUUGUUUGUUUCUUUCUAGCUGAUGAAAUUGUGGGCAAUUAUCUUUUUGAAGGAGUACACGCCACCAGUUCUUCAAUGGAUUGUUUAACCGAGAAUGAAAGAUAUAGCAUUAAUAAUGUGGCUGCAGAGUGUUCUAACACAAAUAACGACAUGGUGCAGAAAUCAGAAUGUUGUGUAAAAGGUAUUCAGGAAUCUGAUGUACAUGGAGCUGGAAAUGAUAUGAACACCACUGUUUGUAAACCAAUAGAAAAGACCCAGACAGAAUAUCGAUCUACUCAUAUUAAGGAGGAAUCAGCCUCAUGUGAAGAAAGAAAUCUGACAAACACUGACAUUAAUACACCAAAAGAACAUAAGCAAACAGAAUAUCGAUCUACUCAUAUUAAGGAGGAAUCAGCCUCAUGUGAGGCAGGUGUAGAACCUGACAUAUAUACAGAAUAUACACAAGCAGAUUAUCAAUCUACGUUUAUUAAAGAGCAAUCAUUCUCAUGCGAAGGACAUCUUACAGAAACUGAUGCUUAUACACCCAUAGAAUAUAUACAAGCAGCAUAUCUAUCUACUUCUUUGAAGGAAGAAUCAACUUCGUCUGAAGAUGUGAAUCCUACAGCCGCUGGCUGUUACACACCCACAGAACAUGCACAGUGUAGGUUUCCAGGUACUGACUAUAACAAAGUUGAUACUAUAAGGGAAGGUAAUACUAUUCAACCUAUAAUUGACUGCAGAGAGCGUAGUAUAAACUUAAACGAUGAAUCUGUCCAUGCUGCUCAUUCCAGGAUACACACCAUGAACAGAAUUACCUCUGGAGCCAAAUCCUUCUUAUGCACGAAGUGUAAUGGAUGUUUCACUCACAAAAAGGACCUAGUAAGACAUCAGAGAACUCACACUGGUGAAAAGCCAUUUCUUUGCUCAGAAUGUGGGAAAUCGUUUACCCGAAAUUCCACACUCGUAAGACAUAAGAAAAUUCAUACAGGAGAGAAACCAUUCUCAUGCUCUGAGUGCCAUAGAAGUUUCUCUCAAAAAUCUCACCUUAUUGUACACUAUAGAGUCCACACUGGUGAAAAGCCAUUUCAUUGUGAGGAAUGUGGGAAAAUGUGUAAUAGUAAAGCAGAGCUUGUUCGACAUCAGCGAGCGCACACAGGAGAUAAACCAUUCUCAUGCUCUGUCUGUGGAAGAUGUUUUGCUGACAAAUCAGCCCUUGUAAGCCACCAAAGGAUUCACACAGGAGAGAAACCAUUUGCCUGUUCUGUGUGUGGGAAGCACUUUGCACAUACAUCAACUCUCUUGAAACACAAGACAAUUCACACAGAUGACAAGCCAUUUUCUUGCUCUGUUUGUGGCAAAUGUUUUGCACAGAAAGCAGAUGUCAUCAAGCACCAUAUGAUUCACACAGGAGAGAAACCUUUUGCCUGCUCUGUGUGUGGGAAACACUUUACUUGUAAUACGACCCUCUUGAAACAUGUGACAAUGCACUAUGCCAUUGAUCAAAAUAUCCACUCGCACGCUUGCAGUUAG